Dryobates pubescens (Downy woodpecker) is the source of this 3396-nucleotide messenger RNA. It is a transcript of the gene CPE, whose product is annotated as carboxypeptidase E. The record is from RefSeq and is a predicted model, not a curated record. Gene Ontology annotation, biological process: proteolysis. Bases 127 to 1536 code for a protein of 469 amino acids. Gene Ontology annotation, molecular function: zinc ion binding; metallocarboxypeptidase activity. Lineage: Eukaryota; Metazoa; Chordata; Aves; Piciformes; Picidae. The transcript is spliced from 9 exons.
GGGCGGAGCGGCCGCUGCCUCCCCUCCCCACCGCCUCCGCCCGCCCCCCGCUCCUUUCCUCUCUCCCUUCCUCCCGCCGCAGCCGGCGGCAUCUGCGCGGCCGCAGGUGGCGGGCGACCGGGCGGGAUGGCGGUGCGGAUGCGGAUGCUGCUGGCUCUCUGCGGGGUGCUCGCUGCCUGCCGGGCGGCGGAGCUGGCGGCGGGGGCUGGGGGUGCCAGCCGGCGGCGACGGCUGAGCUCCGAGGAGGGCAUCUCUUUCGAGUACCACCGCUACUCCGAGCUAAGGGAGGCGCUGGUGGCCGUGUGGCUGCAGUGCCCGGCCAUCAGCAGGAUCUACACGGUGGGGCGCAGCGCCGAAGGCCGGGAGCUCUUGGUCAUCGAGAUCUCUGACCGCCCCGGCGAACAUGAGCCUGGAGAACCAGAAUUUAAGUAUGUUGGGAAUAUGCAUGGGAAUGAAGCUGUUGGACGGGAGUUGCUCAUCUUCUUGGCUCAGUACUUGUGUAAUGAAUACCAGAAAGGAAAUGAAACAAUUAUCAACUUGAUCCAUAGCACACGUAUCCAUAUCAUGCCAUCUUUGAACCCAGAUGGCUUUGAGAAGGCAGCAUCCCAGCCUGGUGAACUUAAAGACUGGUUUGUUGGUCGAAGUAAUGCUCAAGGGAUAGAUUUAAACCGAAAUUUCCCUGAUCUUGAUAGAAUAGUCUAUGUUAAUGAGAAAGAAGGUGGCCCAAACAACCAUCUGCUGAAAAACAUGAAAAAAGCUGUUGACCAGAAUCCUAAGCUUGCUCCUGAAACAAAAAGUGUCAUUCACUGGAUUAUGGAUAUACCUUUUGUGCUGUCUGCCAAUCUUCAUGGAGGAGAUCUUGUUGCAAACUAUCCUUAUGAUGAGACUCGGAGUGGCAGUGCUCACGAAUACAGCUCCUGCCCUGAUGAUGCCAUUUUUCAAAGCCUGGCUCGCAGUUAUUCCUCUUUUAAUCCUGCUAUGUCUGAUCCAAACAGACCACCAUGCCGUAAAAAUGAUGAUGACAGCAGCUUUGUGGAUGGAACAACUAAUGGUGGUGCAUGGUAUAGUGUCCCAGGAGGAAUGCAGGAUUUCAAUUAUCUCAGCAGCAACUGUUUUGAAAUCACAGUUGAGCUUAGCUGUGAAAAAUUCCCACCUGAAGAAACUCUGAAGGGCUACUGGGAGGACAACAAGAAUUCCCUUAUCAAUUACAUUGAGCAGAUUCAUCGAGGAGUGAAGGGGUUUGUUAAAGAUCUUCAGGGCAAUCCAAUAGCAAAUGCUACAAUUUCUGUGGAAGGGAUAAGCCAUGAUGUUACAUCAGCCAAGGAUGGUGAUUACUGGAGACUGCUUGUGCCUGGAAAUUACAAACUUACAGCCUCAGCACCAGGCUAUUUAGCAAUAACUAAAAAAGUAGCUGUGCCCUUUAGCCCUGCAGUUGAGGUUGAUUUUAAACUGGAGUCAUUGUCUGAAAGAAAAGAAGAGGAGAAAGAAGAGUUGAUGGAGUGGUGGAAGAUGAUGUCAGAAACACUAAACUUUUAAAUGAAAAUUUUGAAUUUAUGGCUUUUAAUCUAUAUGUUGACUUAGUAUAAUGUACUGUGGACAGUCCCUAUAUACUAGAUUUUGUGCACUUCACAAUAAUUAACUUUGAAUUUUUAAGUAAUCUUUUGAUUAAUAUGAUAAAUAACUACUAGCCAGAGAAAUAAGUUAUUAACUUUCUUUCAUAUUGUUAUAGAAAAUUUACUCUUAUAUACAAAUCAGAGAAAAAUGAGUGAUUGUCUCUGCAGCCUAUAUGAAAAUACAACCAGUUGUGUAUCAUUUGCCAGUUCAGAAAAUGUAGGCUAACACUAGAUUUUAAAGAAAUAUGCUGUAGUCAAUUCCCAAUACUGACAGAAAUAUUUGACAGUGCAUAGUAGUAGACAGUGCUCUUCACUGAGUUCUAUAAUGGAUGUGCUGGAAAAGAUUUAUAAUGACAGUGUGUGGUGUAAUAAUGUUUUACAAAGAUUAAAAUUCAGUAUAACACUUUGUAUGUCUCUGGUGUUGGAGCUAUUUGAAUAUGUAAGAAACAUAAGCUGACUUCAUUUUAGUAAACAGCAGGAUUCUGCAUAAUAUCGUUUAUUAAAGAUGAUAUGGAAUGAAUUCAGGAAAUAGUAGAGCCUUAUUCCUUAAGCUGGUAAUGACAUUUCAAGAUCAGGUUUUAAUUAUUUCCAAUUACUCUUCGAAAUUAAAAUUUUUGAAUGAGAGAAGAAGGAGAGCUAGUGCAUGUUGCUAACAUUCUGCUUGUGUUUGUUUUGCAGCAAGAAAAAACAAUAUCUUUUCAGCUUAUGUCUGGUUUAGUUAGAUUAGUACCUUUUGAACAAUCUUUACACGUGUCAGUGGUGUCUAAAUAAGUAGUCAAAGGUUCUUGUGUUCACUGAAAGCUACCAAAACUUUAAAGUUUAGGCGAUGAACUGGAAGUCUACUGAGGACUCAAAAGCCAAAAAUGUUUUAAUUUCCAACUUUGUUUCUUCUGCUUGUUAGUCUUAUCUAAAACUAGAAGCAAAACAGAUAAAUGAAAUUUUUCAGUGUCGUGCAAUUUUCCCAAAAUACUUGAAGAUGAUAGAAAAAGCACCUUUGCUUUUAAAAGGAACUUCCUUACUUCUUUUUUUUUUUGGUGUGUGUUGUUGUUAGUAUGCUUGAAUUAACUUACUUUAGUAUUUUGCCUAAGAUGAGGGAAAUUUGCAGUCAGAGAACAUAUAUGAUCCAUAGUGGGUGAAAGUUUGGCAAAAUUCUUCUGGAAGCAGUGCUACUUGAUAGCAGCUAGGCAUCUCAUCUGUUUGAGAACUUACACACUAUUGCUGGUCUAUUAUAAUUUGAGAUCAGAUGUUUGAUAUAGGUUUUCUUCCUCUAUGUGUGUUUUGAUGAGAUUAUUAUUUUAGCUGAUGCUUUAGGAGCUCAGUACCACUCAGACCAACCAGCAAUUCAUAUGUUCCCACUGUAAAUGAAAAAUCACAUGUUCAGUGAACACAAGGUUACUUCUUUUGGUUAUUGAAAAACACUGUUUUCUGAUAAUUUGACAUUCUUUAAUAAAAAUGGAACUUUACAGAAUCACAGUUUGGUAGGAGUUGAAAAGGACCUCUGAGAAUCAUCUGCUAAUUCAGUUUCAUCUAGAGGAGGUUACACAGGGAUGCUUUCAGGCAGGUUUUGUCUAUCUCCAGAGGAGGCUCCACAAUCCUUCUGGACAGCCUGUUCCAGUGCUCCAUCACCCCCAAAGUAAAAGAGGUUUUUAUCUUGUUCAGAUGGAACUUCCUAUGUUCCAAUGUGGGCCUGUUGCCCCUCGAUCUUUUAAAGGAAUAGGUUUAAGGUUUGACACACAUUGACAAAUUGAACAGCAAUAAAAAGUCAUGAACUUUCUGUAGCUCA